Bursaphelenchus okinawaensis is the source of this 421-nucleotide messenger RNA. The record is from the annotation of a GenBank genome assembly. Lineage: Eukaryota; Metazoa; Nematoda; Chromadorea; Rhabditida; Aphelenchoididae.
AUGUUCAUUCAGCUGCAAGAGGUAAAGGAAAAUUAGUUUUAAAAGGUUCUUUUAUAAUUUGGAAAGACUAUUACGUAUUCUUAUAAAGUCUUGGGAAUAUCGUCUGGCAUUUUGUUUUGGAAUUGAGGCUAAGGCUAAAGCUAAGGCUAAAGCUAAGGCUAAAGCUAAGGCUAAGGCUAAGGCUAGGGCUAGGGCUAGGGCUAGGGCUAAGGCUAAGGCUAAGGCUAAGGCUAAGGCUAAGGCUAAGGCUAAGGCUAAGGCUAAGGCUAAGGCUAAGACUAAGGCUAAGGCUAAGGCUAAGGCUAAGGCUAAGACUAAGGCUAAGGCUAAGGCUAAGGCUAAGGCUAAGGCUAAGGCUAAGUCUAAGGCUAAGGCUAUGGCUAAGGCUAAGUCUCAGACCAAGUCUAUACUCCUACUAUAA